GUGCGCCUUUCGUGUGUGGUGUCGUCGAGCCAGUCCACCGACACCCCCACCCACUCUUUUACAAUCUCUCCCAUCUACAAAUCGAUCGAUAAGAAAGUCACCAUGGCUUGGGAAUGACAGUUUCGCUCCAAGCGAUGGAGAUUUCUGCAGCCUCGCUGGCAGCUAUUGUUCGAAAUGCCGAUGCUACUACGCUUAUCGUGGAUUGCCGAUGCUUGGCCGAUUUCAAGCAGUCACACAUCCGACGAGCCACGAAUCCCUUCUAUUCUAAACUGCUUCAACGGCGUCUGCUAGAAGACAAGGUUGAUCACGUUCGCCUUGCUAAUCAGUUACGUUCGACCCUUUGCGAUAAGCAACUCGAGAACGAAAUGGUCGACGUCGUCCUAUACACCGAUGAACAACCAGACAAACCAUCGAGGUUUUGCCCAAAAAGAAGAAUGAACGCCUGUGCGCAGUUGGAAAAUCCAGUGAAGGUUUUGCGGAAGUUACGAGAUCAACUCGAGUGCACAAACGCUUUUGGCAAGAUUCAAGUGCUUGAGGGUGAGUUACUUCUUUUGGCCCAAAGCCAAGCUGCAAGUCCAACAGCAGCCGCAAGAGUCCACAGUGCCAGAACCCGCCGAGGUGAAAACUUUGGUGACCGUCGAAGAACCGUCAACAAGUGGCUUCCAAAAUUUCCGGCUACAAUUCCCACAACAGUGCGAAAGCGAGCAUUCGAGCGGUGUUUGUGUCUACAUUCUCCCCCGGAUGGCCCCACACAGAUCUUUCCGUUUAUGUAUCUCGGAAGUCAACAAGACGCAUUAAAUACGGAACAAAUGAAGGAGCGAGGUAUUACUCACGUAGUUAACUUAUCGAUUGGAUGUCCACGAGCGUCAGCUAUAACUAGCGAUGAAAAUUUCCUCCGAAUUCCCGUCAAUGAUUCAUAUCAGGAGAAGCUGUCACCACAUUUUGAGACCGCAUGGGAAUUUCUGGAAGGAGUUCGGAGGUCAGGAAACGUUGUGCUCAUCCAUUGUUUGGCUGGAAUAUCUCGCAGUCCUACAUUAGCCAUAUCAUACGUUAUGCGAUACAAGAACAUGUCCUCUGAAGAUGCCUAUAGGUUGGUGAAGGAGAAGCGACCGUCGAUUUCGCCAAAUUUCAAUUUUAUGGGUCAAUUGCUUGAAUACGAGCAGCUUCUGAUCAAAAAGGGCCUCUUAUCAGCAGAGGCCUCAUCGAAACGGGUUGAUCGGCCACUUUCGUUGAAACAAGAAUUUGAUGCAGAGGAUACGGACCCAACCGUUGCACCAGCGACAAAAGUGCCGAAAUCAGCCUCCACUCAUUGUGUGUUCUUUGAUCGACCCCGUGACUUCUCCACAAUCACCUCAACCGCCCGAGUAAAUGAGAAUGGAAAACGCGGACUGAAUGAUUCACUGGAUCGUCCGAAAGUUCUCGGCCUCUACAACGCGGACACAAAACGACACGUCGCCGAAGAAUUACCAUCACCGUCGACAGAAUUGUCCAAACUGACCUUUGCCGGCUGCCUUCCGUCACCGUCAUCACCGAUGGUUGAGACGCCAAAUCUCAAUCUGUCUUUGUCGAAUCCCUGCUUUGUCUCGCCGACGAGGGAAACGCCAGAGGCAGAAAGUAAACAUACGGAAGAAUGCGAGACGAGCCGGCGCAGUUACUUCAAACAUCGGAUAGUGUCGUUUUUCAAGCCACAACAUCCCUCCAGUCCCUGCUGUACCCCGUCUUCUCAAAAAACCUCUCGCCCUGAAAAUCUACAAUCUGCUGGAGUUCCAUACCUAGGAGUGAGAAAACAUAACAAAUCGAAUAGUCCUAUGCUUAACACGACAGUAGAAGAAGUCGAAUCUUCGCCUGAAUCAGGCUAUCAGGAAGGCGAGUACAAGACCUCACCGGAAGACUUAGACCGCGUUUCGCUGAGUUCGGCGAGUAGCGAGAUUGCAGUACAGUAGCCGUGUGUAGCCGCGCACUUUCCCGAUCUACUCUCAUUUUCGUCUGACGAACAUUUCUCCGUCAUCUUUCCUUAUCAGUCGUCUUUAUGGCAGCUGUUCAGUCCACGUUCAAUACGUUUCAAUUAUAUCUUUCAAACGGGUAUCGCAUAUGUGACUUUACUUUACUACGGACCAUUAUAAAUAGUCUAGAGUUGUUUGUAUUCAUCACACACAGCCAUUUACAGUGUCUCUCAUCCAGUUUUGUUUUUCUUCAAAUUUUAUUCGAGAAAUAAUGUGCACAUCUAG
Molecule: messenger RNA, 2228 nt
Organism: Cylicocyclus nassatus
Lineage: Eukaryota; Metazoa; Nematoda; Chromadorea; Rhabditida; Strongylidae
Source: the annotation of a GenBank genome assembly